Molecule: messenger RNA, 1704 nt
Organism: Leptosia nina
Lineage: Eukaryota; Metazoa; Arthropoda; Insecta; Lepidoptera; Pieridae
Source: the annotation of a GenBank genome assembly
AUGAAAAACGUUUUCAAGCCACGCAAAGUCAACCCGAAAGAGGCAGUCGAUAUGCAGUACAUCCAAGAUUUCUAUUUUAAAGACUUCAAAUACAUAAGUCCCGAAGUCCUCGCCAAUAAGAGCGUCGGCAAGAAAAGUUUCGGAUUGUUCGCGAAAUUGUGGUUUAGGGAAGUGAUAAAAGGGCUCAAACAAUUCCUUUAUGAAGGCUCUUUGCACGGCGUCAAGUACAUUUUCGAGCCGUCCUUCAGUCACAAGGAACGCGUUGUUUGGAUAGUAAUAAUUGUAAUAAGCAUUACGAUAUGCGCUAUGAACGUCAUACAACUUAUAAGUAAAUGGACUUCGACCCCCUUUGUUAAUGUUAUCGAUUCACUACCAACGCCAAUAUGGGCGAUACCGUUCCCAACUGUGGUAUUAUGCCCGCAUAUACACGUGAAAUUAUCUUUCAAGAAUAUUUCGGAUUUAAAUGACAUGGAGAAAUUUUAUGCAUCCCUUGUAUGCCCUUAUAUGAUGUCACAGAAUAUAUCGACUCCAAUAAGGAUGUCUGUUCUUCAAAAUGAAGAUCUGCAAAAGUUUCUUGUUAUGGGUUCCCCGAGAUGUGAGGAGGUGGUAAAGUUCUGUCAUUGGCGCCCCAAGCACAAUUCAGAUUGGCACGCUACAGAUUGCUGCGAGAAGUUCUUUAAACCGGUCUUUACUCAGUAUGGUCUGUGUUUUGCCUUUAAUGAUAUGCCCUUAGGCGGAAUGACUAAUAGUACACUAGACUGGCAAAAGAGCUUCUACAAAAACGCAUCAGCAGCAUCUCUGUCGUGGGAUUUGGAUGUGGGUUACCCAAACGAAAUUCCACCGGCUAUCGAACCUGUUCCCUACCGAGUGAUGGCGUCUGGUGAAGCGAAUGGAGUUGAUAUGGAGUUGUACUUGAAUAUAAGCGAGCACCAGUACAACUGCGAUGGUCAUUACAGGGGAUUCAAUCUCUUGAUAAGGUCUCCAACAGACCAUGUGUACAGUACAACAAUCCUUCGUCUACCAAUGGACAAGAUGACGACCAUAGAAGUGACACCAACCACCUACAAGACAGACAGUUCACUCAGGACCCUGUCCCCGAAUCUAAGGCAGUGCUUCUUUCAGAAUGAGAGGAAAUUAGAAUUCUUUGAGUUCUACACAGAUAGCAACUGUCAACAGGACCUGUUGAUGCGAGAGACAAUGAAGUAUUGUAAAUGCGCUAUGUUUAAUUGGCCCCGAAAAUCUCUGGCAGAUCCAAUAUGUUCGACUCAUAUAGACUUCGCAUGCAUAAAGAAAGUAAAAGAAUCAGUGGAACUACGUCUCAUAUACGCAUAUUAUAAAGACAGAGAUGAACAGAGCCAUCACGGAGAAUAUUCAUCUUCUUGCUAUCCAUCCUGUAAUGACGUCCUUUACUCAAGCCAAGUGUACUAUUCUGAUCUUGGCGAGGAACCGGCCACUCACUGGAACGAGCCUAGAAAAGGUGAAAGGACCAGGGUAAAUGUGCAUUUCUAUAACGACAUGUUUCUUGGUCAACAUCGGCAUGCACAAUAUGACGAAUAUUAUUUCGCAGGUGCUAUUGGUGGUCUCUUCAGCCUAUUUUUAGGGUUCAGCAUUAUUAGUGUGGCCGAAAUUGUGUACUUUGUGCUUCUUAAACCUAUUUAUGUUGCGUUGAAACAUACCUUAUUUGUAACUCAACCCACUUAUUAA